Molecule: messenger RNA, 1423 nt
Organism: Bursaphelenchus xylophilus (pine wood nematode)
Lineage: Eukaryota; Metazoa; Nematoda; Chromadorea; Rhabditida; Aphelenchoididae
Source: the annotation of a GenBank genome assembly
AUGUCGAGCAAUGGCCCUAAAUACGUGAGUAACAGAAAGUUUGCCAGAGGAAAUUAGAAAAUUUACGAAGUCAAGGCGGAACCUCUGUGCAACGAAACCUUUCUAUAACAAAACAUUUCAAAGGUCACAAGAGAAAAUAUUAGGCUAAAAUCCACUUCUGUAAACAAAUCCCACUUACGACGAUAUCGUUUUAGUCAGCCUUAAUGUUAAGGAGUUUCGUCUUGCUUUCUUUUCUCCAAAAUUGAUGGUAACAUUUCAGAGACCUCUUGACAACACAGAAAAGUUAGAAGUCCAAAAAAUCAUCGAGGGCUUGUUUGAGAACAGCAGCAAUUCCUCAGACUUUCUAAAUUCAGAGCAACUUCAACUCAACGCAGACAUGUUUACAUAUGCCGAGAAGUGGCUGGCGUGUGACGAUCCCAACGUUGAUUUACCGACUUCCUUUCCAUACAAAGACGAUUAUCGGUUCAGCUCUACUUGUCAUGACAAAGUAAGAAACUUCAGAACCGGACUUCAUGGUGAACCAACUCAUUUAUGGUCCCUAGACAGAUAUUUCUAAACUGUCCUUAACUUGUUAGAGAGGCUUCAAUUGCGAAGUGAACACUUGACACCUCAUGGAAAAACUUGACUCAAAGUUUUCUUUUAGGGUCAUGGCAGCAAGCAAGUAGUCGUCAUCGGGAACAGUCAUGGAAGAGCACUGAUUGACGGUCUGAAAUACUAUUUCCGAGAUAUUUACGACGACCUUUACGUCAUCUCACGGGAUCUUUGCACGCCUUUCAUGAGUCACACAAUGCCGGAACAUAGGGUAACCUGGUUUUCUAAGAUGAUUCUGGUUAUGUUCAGGAGGCCUGUCAGAAGUUUGAAGGGGUUUGGGAGCCUUUAUUGCAAAAUUGGGGCAACCCAAUAGACAUCAUCAUCGUUGGCCUGCAAUAUCUCCCGGAUUUGGACCCCAUAAUAGUGGAUUGGAAUAGUGACGAGUAUCUACAGGCCAUGGAAGAGUUUUACCGCAAAAUGAGCAGCAUUGCAAAAGAAAUCGUCUUCAUUCCAAUGGUGCACUUCAACUGGGAGUUGGAGCCGUUUAUGCAGAUUUUGCAGCAAAAACUGUAUUUCGGAAAAAGUUUAGAGAGGUUUCAUAAACAUUUCGAGGUAAACGAGUCGUAAAUAAGCAACUACAAAACUAAUUUAGAUUGAAGACAGCUACUUACGCAAUGUUCAAAGACGCUUGGAUCGAAUGAAAUGUAAAAAAUGCGUAAAGGUCAAUUACCGCGAGGCUUGGUGCCACAACAAUCUUUGUUCUGCACUUGACAGUAAGAACAUUUCAUACUUCAGAGAUACCACUCAUGUUACGCCUUAUGGAUCGUUAGUUUAUGGGGGAUUGUUGAGAAAAUUGUAUGAUCAAUAUGUGGGCUACGAAAUUGUAAAAUAA